Messenger RNA from Biomphalaria glabrata, 1121 nucleotides. Its product is annotated as oxidoreductase HTATIP2-like. The transcript has 6 exons. Gene Ontology annotation, cellular component: cytoplasm. Bases 237 to 971 code for a protein of 244 amino acids. NCBI's taxonomy places the organism in Eukaryota, Metazoa, Mollusca, Gastropoda, Planorbidae. Gene Ontology annotation, biological process: import into nucleus. The record is from RefSeq and is a predicted model, not a curated record.
UUUCUGUGAUCUAAGCAGGACGGACGGAGAAUCAGACCACCCAAAAAUAAUAGCGGCUAUUCCCCUUUGGGAAUGUAGGCCUACAUAUUGCGUCGACAUGUUCAACACUAGUGAUGGACAGAUAUUGAGACGAGCAAGGAAAGACGGUGGAUUCCGGCCCAAGUGAAUGGAGAAACAGAAAUGUUGGAUUCACUAGAGAUGUAGAAGGGAUCAGCGCCAUUGGACAUGCCGUCAGCAUGGCUGAUGCCAGUGAUACAGACAGCAGAAUGGAAAGAUUUAAAACUCUGGGUCGUCAAGCCUUUGUGUUGGGUUACACUGGAGAGGUUGGAAAGAUGUUGGUCGAGGAACUGAAUAAAUACAAGAUAUUCAAACGUGUUGUGCUAAUUGGACGUCGCCAGGUUCCAUUGAAUGUUGGUCCAGAAUUUGAGCAGGCAGUUGUUGACUUUGACAGACUGACAGAGCACCAAGAGAUCUUUGCUGGGAUUGAUACGGGCUUCUGCUGCCUGGGUACAACACGAGGACAAGCUGGCAAGGCAGGUUUCAUCAAAGUAGACAAAGACUAUGUACUGGGUGCAGCAGAAGUGGCCAAACUACAAGGAUGUCAACAUUUCUCCCUAGUAUCCAGUGUUGGAGCAGACAAAGAUAGCUGUAUUCUAUAUAAAAAAACAAAGGGUGAAGUUGAAGAAGCCUUGCGUCACAUGAACUUUGACAGACUUUCUAUCUACAGGCCAGGACUGCUACUGUGUGAUCGCCAACAAAGGAGACCCAUGGAGAAAGCAGCCAUGAUAUUUCUGAAGCCAAUCACCAGUUGCUUUCCAACCCUUUUGUCUGUCCCAACUGACACUGUUGCCAAGGCGAUGCUAAACAAUGUAGUUAAGCCUGCAGAAAGUGCCACUGAACUAUAUGACAACAAAGACAUCCAUUUACUUGCCAAAAAUGUUACUGGCCAAACUAAAAACAAAAAAAGUUGAACUGAUACCCUGAGAGAAAAAAUGUCAAUGUUUAUCAAUAAUUAUGUUGUAAUUAUAUUUUUUAAUGUCAAAUUUAUAGUUUAAUUAUAUUUAUGUGUUCACUGUAAUUAGUUGACUAGACUCACAGUAAAAAAAAAAAAAAAAAAGAAA